GACUCCGAUGCUGUGGUGAGAGGAUCUGCAUGAAUAUAUCAGAGGAAGUUAAGAGUCAAGAAACCAUUAAACAUGUUGAAACAGCAAACACACAAGGCUAUGAGAAACAUGUCCAGGAACAGUCAAAUGACACCAACGGCCAUGAGAGAGGGCCGGGUAGCGGGACAGCUGGAGAGGAGGACUGAAAUGGCUGCCACUGGACACAAGGAAAAUCACAUGUAGUUCUCAGUUUUUGGCAGUUAAUUCACAUGUCAUCAGAAACUGCAACCAUUACUGUUCGCCUUGUCCGCUCCUUUGAGCACCGUAAUUUCAGACCUGUGGUAUAUCAUGGAGUUCACUUGGACCAAACCGUAAAGCAGUUUGUUGCAUUCAUAAGGAAUGUCUUUUUACUUUUAAUAGAUGUGUCUUCAAGAGCAGGACUUCCACCUCCUUUCAGAAAUUACAAAUAUGAUACAAUGAAGAUUAUUCACCAAGCACACAGAUCUAAGACCAAUGAACUUGUAGUGAGUUUGGAAGAUGAUGACAAACUCAUUUUGAGCGAUGACAGCACUUUGAAAGCAGCUGGAGUAGCAAAUGAAACCGAAUUAGCAUUCUUCUGUGAGGAAGAUUACAGAAACUACAAAGCUAAUCCUGCUUUGGCUUGGUGAAGAUCCCAAGGAACCUGUUUUUUUUAUUUUAUUUUCUUGUACCUGUUGUAAACUCUUUAUUUUACUGCAAUUGUUUUUUGUUUGUUUGUUUGUUUGUGUUUUUUUUUUUUUAAUGAUCAAUAAAUCUCAGAGGAUUGCUCGACAGGUGUUGCAAUUCCCUUAUUAUAGACAUUAAUUUCUUUCAGGAUGCUGCAAUUGAGAGGGGAAAAAAUAUAUUGACCCAAAUGCGCUUUCCUUUUCUUAUGGUUCCUUUUUCCUCUUUUAACAUUUCAGAAUGUCGGGAGUGUAAAUGAUCUCUGACCAGUGACAUGCACAGUCUUUGUGCGAACCUACAACAAUGGAUUUUGCAUAAGGGAUGUUAGAUAUGUAUGGAAAUUGUACAAGGCAGAUGUAAAUCCCAUCAGAGUGUUAUCCUUUCUUAUGAAAAUGGAAACUUUUUAUGACCAAAUAACUGGAUACUUAAAAGGGCUUAGCUAGAGAAUCUCUACCUUACAAGUAAUGGCUUUAUUCUACUCAUUUUAUGUUCAGUCGGCUUUGUUUGAGUGGUGCAGACUGAUUAGAGUUUUGUAUUCUUCACUGGUGAAUGCUUCCCUUUAUAUUCUGUAUCCCAACCCCUUUUAGUGUGAUGAAACAGGCAAAUGGCUGUUUGGAGGCUUUUGUGUCUGAGGAGUAGCCUGCCUGGUUUUUUAGUGUUAUUUCAUGGAGAUGUCGCGGUCUACAAAGUAGCAACCCGGCUUCUUGUAAGACAUUAGUAUGCAGAAGCAGACUUUGCGCAUUCCUCCAAAUGGAUUGCAAACGGGUGGCUUCAGUACUGAAAUAAAGCCUAAAUCACUG
This is a messenger RNA of Gavialis gangeticus (Gharial), 1481 nucleotides long. RefSeq names its product chromosome unknown C2orf76 homolog (gene CUNH2orf76). The coding region runs from base 249 to 647 and encodes 132 amino acids. The transcript is spliced from 6 exons. NCBI's taxonomy places the organism in Eukaryota, Metazoa, Chordata, Crocodylia, Gavialidae. The record is from RefSeq and is a predicted model, not a curated record.